GCCAAUAGAUUCCAUUGAUGAUUUCUUGGAGUCACUGGUCAAUUCAACAAAUGCGGCGGAUGAGUCCAUCCAACCCAUGGGCAUAGACAUGAUCCUGGCUGCACUUGCUAUGCGCAUCAGAUGUUGGGGCCCAGAGGAACUCAAAGGAAAGACUAUUGACCUGAGAAAGGCCAACAAGAACUUGCCCUUGUCUGGCAGUGCGCUGAACGAUGCGCAUAUUUGCGUGGUGAACACAAUGGAGCCACGAGCCUUCCAGGGCCAGGUCCUGCCCUUUGGUGCUCGGGCGGCAGUCAUGGGAUUUUGCAGAGAGCGCAUUGUGCUGGGUGGCCCCAGGACAAUCCUGGCAGAGACAGUUGCCCUCCUCAAUCCAAAUGGAAAGAAGACCAUCAUCUUUGAGCUAGAAGCCUUGGCAGUGUUUGUGGCUUGCUUGACAUUGCUCCCGACGGAGGGAAUCUUCCAAAACGAUCGAGUUGUCAUAUUUGUGGACAACGAAGCUGUUCUUGCCCGCCUCGUGUCUGGCCGUGGUGGUGGAGAAAUUGGCAACUUGAUUUUUAGUGGUGUAAUGAACUGGGAGUGUGAAGCGAAUGUGCUGGCGUGGUACGAGAGGGUGCCCAGUUCGGCCAACAUAGCAGAUGCCCCAUCUCGUGGUGAUGUUUCUGGUUUAGACCCCUCGCUAGCGAUAGAUGUACUGCAAUCUCUUUUGGAGGUGUGUCCCUCUGAUGUGAAAGGGGAGGUGCAGAGCGACGAAUCCUCCAGUGUGAAAAAGUAG
Molecule: messenger RNA, 769 nt
Organism: Cladocopium goreaui
Lineage: Eukaryota; Dinophyceae; Suessiales; Symbiodiniaceae
Source: the annotation of a GenBank genome assembly